Messenger RNA from Anoplophora glabripennis (Asian longhorned beetle), 2974 nucleotides. RefSeq names its product beta-1,3-galactosyltransferase 6. The transcript has 2 exons. Lineage: Eukaryota; Metazoa; Arthropoda; Insecta; Coleoptera; Cerambycidae. Bases 109 to 1242 code for a protein of 377 amino acids. Gene Ontology annotation, biological process: glycosaminoglycan biosynthetic process. Gene Ontology annotation, molecular function: UDP-galactosyltransferase activity. Gene Ontology annotation, cellular component: membrane. The record is from RefSeq and is a predicted model, not a curated record.
CAGUAACAUAACCUUAUUUAAUUCCAGACGUUUUAAAUAAGUUGUUCAAUUCAGUAUGUUUUGUUAAAAAGAUUUUCCUCGUAAUUGAGUUGCGGAAUAUUUCUGGAUAUGAUAAAAUUUUUUGGAGGAAAGCCCUUUAGAACGCUGUUUUUAAUAAUAUUUUCAUUUCUGUUGGGAUGCAUGAUUACAAUAAACUUAACUCCUAUAGAAAAGACAUGUAGAAUUGAGAAUGCAGAUAGAGAAUAUAAUAUUAUGCAAAAUUCUAAGUUACGAAAUCCUGAACUUAUAAUUCUAAUACUUUCAGCACCAAAUAACCUCGGUAAAAGAGAAACAAUAAGAGAAACAUGGUUAAAACUUUAUAAUGAAAACUUUGAUGGAUCUGAUAAUAAAGAUUUUAAAAUAAAGCAUUAUUUUGUGAUAGGAAGUUUAGGUCUAAAUGCUGAUCAGUUAUUACAUUUAAGUUCGGAACAAUCAAAGUAUAAUGAUAUUUUAAUAUUACCAGUGCUUGACACUUACAAAACUCUAACAGAAAAAAUUAAAAGAAGUUUUGUAUGGUUAAAUGAUCAGUAUGAUUAUGGAUUAAAUUUCAAAUAUGUGCUAAAGUGCGAUGAUGAUAGCUAUGUGAAUUUAUUAAUGUUACCCCAAGAAAUAAUUGCCAUAGAAAAUUCGUAUCUUAACUCGGACCUUAAGUACCCAUUUAAACCGAAAUCAGAACAAAAUAAUCCUUAUUUAUCAACAAGUAUGCAAGUCAAUGAUAAAGAAAUUAAAGGAAAAUAUCUCAGUGUCUAUUGGGGCUACUUUUCAGGGUCUGCCAAGAUAAAAACAAAAGGAAAGUGGAAAGAGAAUGAUUGGAUUGCUUCCGAUAGAUAUACACCUUACGCAUUGGGUGGAGGCUAUAUUUUAUCUAAGAAUUUAAUAAGUUACGUUGCCAAAAACACAGAAGAUUUAAGAUCAUUUAAUUCGGAAGAUGUGAGUGUUGGUUUCUGGCUAGCACCCAUAAACAAUAUUCUUCGAAUUCAUGAUAUUAGAUUCGACACAGAGUGGAUUUCGAGAUCAUGUCGAAAUACCCAUUUGAUAAUUCAUAACUUGUCUCAACAAGAAAUGAGAAAAAUUUACAAUAAUUAUGUUCAGCAUAAGACUUUAUGCUCGGAAGAGGUUGAUAAGAGAAGUUAUUACAUAUAUAAUUGGAGUGUACCUCCUAGUCAGUGUUGUAAACCUAUUAAUGAAAAUAUCAAUUCCUAAAAUUAGAUAUUUAAUGUUGUAUCGGAAUAAAUGUGCUCAAUUUUCCAGUUGUGAUCCUUAUUUGUAGUGUGAUUAUCUUAUGAUUACCAGGGCUGGUGGAAGAGGUGAAAUAAUGUAAUGUUUCAUUCUGCUCUUUAGCCCCUAAUAAUAUUUAUGUAGAUACAUAAUACAUAUAUGUACUAAGACCUGUUGAGUCGUUUAUGUAUCAAGGAUGAGACACAAUUGCAGUUUCGAGCAAAACACAACUGGUACAACAGUGUAUGUGACAAAAGAUAAAAUGCGACAGGGUUUUUCUCGUUUUCAAAUUUUAAGGGGAAGUAUCGUAAAUAAAAAGAUGAAUACAUUCUGAGGUUUUAUUGGAAUGUUUACUUUUUAUGACUGGUUUGUUUUCGGUACUAGAAUAUUUUUUAUUUUUAUCGCCAAUCGUCAAUGAAGCCUUGCAUUAUCAUAGUGAUUUUCGGAAGUAAACAUUUUAUUUUACUGUAAAAAUCAAGCAUUUUAUCUGACAUUAAUCAGAAAUCGUUUGACACUGUCACUGCCCCAACAGUAAGUUUUGUUACGAAUUAUUUAUAGAAAAUGAUUAAAGAGGACAUUCAGUGCACGUCGCCUGAAAUUCGGAUAGUCGUUAAAAAUGUGUUUCAAAAUUCUACUGCAAAUAUCAGUCGAAAAAUACAAUCGCCAGUAUCCAUAUUCAUGAAAUGAUGCAAGAAACAGAAUUAAAAAAUAUUGUGAAAAUUUUAAGUACUCGCAAAUUUUUUCGAGUUAUCGAAAGGGUUUUCUUCUUCAAUGUGAUUAUUCCUUGGUGAAAGCAACCCUUUCUACAAAAAUUAACAUUGUCAUUGGUAAAUAUAAAAAACUGAUGACUUUUUUAAAACAAAAAGGAAGAAAUCGUAUUCCAAAAGAGUCCAAUAUUCUUUCACAAGAAGAAAUAUGUACUUAAAUAUUUAUUAAAUGCACCGGAUAAAAUCAAUUUAAUGAUGAAGGUAAUUUAUGCUAACUUUGUUUGGCACUGCUGGGGCUUUACGUAGUGAAGAUUGAAGAACUUUUGUGUUUAAAAGUAAGUAACAUAGAGCAGAAAGAAACAAUUCUGGUUGUUCAUGUAAUUAAAACAAACCAACAGACCUCCAAUAUUUGUGAUCACUUCAGUUUGAAGGAAAAGUAAAAUCUGUAGAAUUGUUUAACAAAUAUUUAGCUCUGCAUCCUAAACAGAUGCCCCACGACCAAUUUCUUCUUAUAGAAAUGGUAAAUGCACAGUCCAGCCAGUUGGAAUCCAUACUUUUGUAAGUAUACCAAGCAAAACUGCUAACUAUCUGCAUUUGCCAGAACCAUCACUUUAUACGGGACAUUGUUUUCAUCGCAUAUCCACCAUCUUUGACGAUGCAGGCGGCAGUAAGGAAAAUUUAAAACAUUACAGGAAGUGGAAAAGCGACACAAUUGCAGAAUCCUAUGUUGAAGAGUCUGUGCUCAACAAAAUGAAAAUUGCAAAGACGAUUUUAGAUGAAGGUCAAACUGAGAACAUAUUUAUUACUAAUAAUAAUUUUACUAAAGAUUUACAAAUUGUUAACAUAGAUUUCUAACAUUUUUCAAUUGAAACUCCGUAACUUCAGGAAUUGAUUUUUAUAAUGCAUCAAGGUGUACGUUCAUGUUUAACACCUAUUUAACAAAAAAUAAGUAGAUUUGUUUUGUAUUUGCUGUUAUUUUUCUGUUUACUUUGUCAUAAUAAAAUGUGAUA